GAGAAGAUGAUUAUAUGUGAAUGAGUAUCAGGAUUACGACAUAGACAAUAAUUUUUCAGGAAGUUGACAAACAUUUUUCAGUAAGUUAAGUUCACUAGAGCUCAUAGUUAACAUCAGAUGAGAAGCAGUCAUGGUCUUGAGAGGUUUACACAGAGCUGCUCAUGGACAGAUGGGUUUACUGAGGAACCGCUGGAGAACAUUAAGAUCUCUUCAUCACUGCUCAGCUUUAGUCUACAGAGAACAUUCACCAGAUGUCAACACUGUCAGAAUGGAGCAGUUGAUGUUGCCUCCGGUCAGAGGUCAUGAUGUGAGGGUGAAGAUGCUGGCGGCUCCAGUGAAUCCUGCAGACAUCAACAUGAUCCAGGGCAGGUACCCAGUCCUGUGUCCCCUCCCUGCUGUGGGAGGAAAUGAGGGCGUGGCUGAAGUGAUGGAGGUGGGCAGUGAUGUCACACAUUUGAGACCUGGUGAUUGGGUCGUGCCCAUAGAUGCAGGCUUUGGUACAUGGAGGACAGGUGCUGUGUGUAAGCAACAUGAUCUGAUCUCUGUUCCUCAAGACAUCUCUUUACUUGGAGCUGCUACUGUCUUUGUGAAUCCCUGCACUGCGUACAGAAUGCUGCUGGACUUUCAAACGCUCACUCGCGGGUGCACAGUUCUUCAGAACGGAUCGAACAGCGCCGUUGGACGAGCUGUCAUUCAGAUCUCAGCUGCUCUGGGUCUUAAAACUAUCAACAUGAUUAGAGACAGACCAAACUGUGCCGAUCUGAGCCAGGAACUUCGGUCAUUGGGAGGUGAUUAUGUCAUCACAGAAGAGGAAGUGAUGUCGUCAGGUCUACAUGAGGUCUUUAAGGAGGUUCCUAAACCUAAACUCGGUCUGAACUGUGUCGGAGGUUUAAGUGGAGGACUUGUGUUGUCUAAUCUUGAUCAUCACGGCACAAUGGUCACUUAUGGAGGAAUGUCCAGAAAACCUCUCCAGAUACCUGCUAAGUCUUUGAUAUUCCAGAAUGUCACUUUGAAAGGUUUCUGGCUCACUCAGUGGAAGAGACACCACCGAAAAGAUGAAGUUCAGCUGAAGCUCAUGUUAGAUUCUGUGUGUGACCUUAUAAGAGACGGACGGCUUUCUCCACCACGAUGUGUCCAGACUCCAUUUCAUCAGUACACAAAUGCACUGCAAGCUACUAUACAAUCACAUCAGUGCAAACAUGUUCUUAUCAUGUAGACGUACACUACACUGUUUGUGUAGUUUCUAAUGCUCUUCAGACCCUCUGAUACAGUACAUGCAUGUGUACAGAGGCGUAUACCCAUUGAAAAUGAUUUUUGAUCCUAGUGGAUUUUGCAUACAACGUUAAAAACAUUUAAGCAUCUUUUCAUCUGUUACUUUGUUUUAGGGGCAAAAUAUGAUCAGUUCUUCGCUGUUUUGAUCACUUGCUUCAUUCUGGAUGCAAUUAAUAAAUAAUAAAUUAUACAAAUCUAAAUGAAACAGUGCUGGCGCCAUCAUUGUGCAUGGUUGCGGAUUAACUGUGUACAGAGAUAAUAGUUCAAAGUCCAUUUCUUGUUCAUAUCUAGAUUCCCCACUAAAGGGGGCAUGGGAUCAUUUUGUGAUCUGACUCUAAGGUCAAAUGUGAUGAAAAUUGUGUUCCUAUAAUAAUUGUAUAUGUUGGUAACACUUUACAACAAGGUUGUAUUUCUAAACAACUACAGUAGUUAAUGCAUUAGCUAAAAUGAACUAUCAAUCUUAGUUUAUGUUUAUUUCGGCAUUUACUAAUACAUUUCUAAAAUAAGUGUUAAGUUCAAGUUGACUUUAUUUAUAUAGCACCUUUCUUAACAGCCACAGGGCUGACCAAAGUGCUUAACAGUGCAUCUAACAUUUCACACACAAAAAAUACACACAUACACAGUUCAAUACAUUCACAGCUAAAAUAAAAAUUCUAUAAGAAAGAUUAAAAUAUAAAAUAAAAUAUGAAAAAAAUAAUAAUUCAUAUAAAUGUAUUUCUUCAUUGAGCACAUAUGAACCCCUGGGCAAUCAUGAGAAGGCUUGAGAAAACAAGAGGGUCUUUAACAAUGACUUAAAACUAGAGAUGGAAGGUGCCGUCCUAAUUUCUAAAGGCAGAGCGUUCCAUAAAUGAGGACCGGCUACAGGAAAAGCACGCUCUCCUCUGCUUGAGUCGUACACGUUAACUGUUAACAUUAAUUAAUGCAUUGUGAACUAGCAUGAAUAACUGUGUUUGAUAUUAACAAAAAUGAAUACAUUUUGAAAAAACUAUAUUGUUCACUGUUUGUUCGUGUUAGUUAAUGUAUUUACCAAUGUUUAGUAAUACAACUUUAUUGUAAAGUAUUACCAAUAGCUCUGUUUAUAGGCUUGUUUUUAAAAAUGAUGUGCUUUCAAUGCAAUUAAAUAAAUAAAUAAUAAAAAUAUAUUUAGAUCUUAUUACAUUGCAUCAAAGCAUUUUUUUUAUUCCCUGUUUUUGG
Messenger RNA from Paramisgurnus dabryanus, 2466 nucleotides. Its product is annotated as enoyl-[acyl-carrier-protein] reductase, mitochondrial. Gene Ontology annotation, cellular component: mitochondrion. Gene Ontology annotation, molecular function: oxidoreductase activity. Gene Ontology annotation, biological process: fatty acid metabolic process. Lineage: Eukaryota; Metazoa; Chordata; Actinopteri; Cypriniformes; Cobitidae. The record is from RefSeq and is a predicted model, not a curated record.